Messenger RNA from Amphiprion ocellaris (clown anemonefish), 3021 nucleotides. Its product is annotated as calpain-2 catalytic subunit-like. Gene Ontology annotation, cellular component: cytoplasm. The coding region runs from base 174 to 2288 and encodes 704 amino acids. NCBI's taxonomy places the organism in Eukaryota, Metazoa, Chordata, Actinopteri, Pomacentridae. The record is from RefSeq and is a predicted model, not a curated record. The transcript is spliced from 22 exons. Gene Ontology annotation, biological process: proteolysis. Gene Ontology annotation, molecular function: calcium ion binding; calcium-dependent cysteine-type endopeptidase activity.
CCUGCAGCAGAUAAUAACUCCGCUCAGGUGGGGCUGCAUAAUGAACAUCCCACGUAGCCUCGGGCAUUUGCAGGCAUUAUAAAAGCACCAGAGCUUCUCCCCACACACCCUCAGUUCCACUCAGAUUCAACACUUUCUAGCUGUGGGCAGACAGAUCUUAAAACACUGCAGCAAUGCCUGCUUCGGGUGUGUGCAAGAACAUCAUCAAUGCCCGUCACCUGAAAGAUGGUUAUGGGACUGUCAGCAACCCUUUAAAGCAUGACAACCAAGACUUCCAGCAGCUGAAGCAGUACUGUCUCAUCCGGAAGGUGAGGUACAUUGAUGAGAUGUUCCCCCCUGACAGAAGGUCAAUUGGCCAAGGGAUCCUGAGCCCCUCUGAACUGAAACGUGUGGAGUGGCUGAGACCAGGGAGAAUAGUUUCCAAUCCAUCUUUUGUUGUUGAUGGGGUCUCCAGGUUUGACUUUGGCCAAGGCAUCGUUGGAAACUGCUGGUUUCUUGCUUCUAUUGGAGCUUUGACAUUCCAGGAUUACAUCCUUGGGCAAGUUGUUCCUCUUGAACAAUCAUUUGAUGAUGACUACUGCGGGCUGUUUCACUUCAGGUUCUGGAGAUUUGGAAGAUGGGUGGAUGUCGUCAUCGAUGACAAGCUACCAACAAUCAAUGGCAGACUAAUCUUUGUUCACUCCACAGACCCAAAUGAAUUCUGGCCUGCUUUGCUGGAGAAAGCCUAUGCCAAGGUGUGUGGCUCCUACUCAGACAUGAAUGCUGGAACUCCUGCCGAGGCUUUGGUGGACUUCACUGGUGGGGUCCACAUUUGCAUCCAGCUGUCAGAACCCCCACCUAACCUGUGGGAGCUAAUGUGCAGAGCUGGCCAGUCCAAGUCACUGAUGGGUUGCGGUACAGAGCAGGGCGAGACAUCUGCCAACACUGUAUUACCAAAUGGACUGGUCCAAGGCCAUGCCUACACUGUCACAGGUGUGAAGCAGAUGAUGAGCCAAGGGCAGCUGGUAAACCUGGUGCGUUUGUGGAACCCCUGGGGCAGAGGAGAGUGGAACGGAGACUGGAGUGAUCAGUCGCCUCUGUGGCAAACCGUGAGUCCACAAGACCGAGAACUGUGCCUCUCAGUGCGUGACGAUGGAGAGUUUUGGAUGACCCUGCAAGACUUCUGUAGGUUCUACUCAGAUCUCGACAUUUGCUGCCUGUGUCCUGACUUCCUUGACGGCAGCUCUUGUCACUGGAAGACCUCCUUCUAUGAGGGCAGAUGGGUUGCAGGAACCACUGCUGGAGGCUGCAUGAACAACCGCGACAGCUUUUGGACUAAUCCACAGUAUCGGGUCAAGAUAGACAAGUUAUCCAGCGAAUGUGGUGAGUUUCAGGGUGAAAAAAACAUGCUGGUGUCUCUCAUGCAAAAGCCAGACAAGAGGAACAGACGCCUCGUCCAAAACCUACACAUUGGUUUCUCUGUAUUUGAGGUGACUGGGGAAUACAGGGCACACAGGGGGAAGUUCCCAGCCUCUUUCUUUGAGAGGAACAGACCUGUUGCCCAGACUAAAACCUACAUGAAUGCCCGUGAGGCGAUGGAGUUUGUGACGCUGAAACCUGGGGAAUACUUGAUUGUUCCCUCCACCUUCAAUCCCAAUGAGACGGCCUCUUUCAUUUUGACCAUCCUCUCCAAGGCAGAGACCCAUGUCCAUGAGAAUUCUGGCGGACAUGGCCACGGCCACGGCCACGAACACAUGGAACAAGAUGUGAACCCUAGGCAUGAAGCAGGUGAAAAUGGCGAGGAUGACGACAACAAGAGAACCCUGUUUCGUCAGUUCUCCGACAAGUAUGAAGAAGUGGAUGCUGAGCAGCUCCAGAUGCUCCUGAAUGAAAAUUUGAAAGGAGACUUGAAAUCUGGAGGCUUCAGUGUGGAUGCUUGUCGUAGCAUGGUCGCGCUGAUGGAUUCAUCUAUCACUGGCAAACUGAAUUCUGAAGAAUUUGUCAAUCUGUGGAACAGGGUGAACCUAUUCAAGGACAUUUUCUCCAGGGCUGAUGUUUCUCGAACAGGAACUCUUUCCCUGAGUGAACUCAGGAAUGCACUCAUGGCCACAGGAAAGAAUGUCAGCGAUGACAUACUGAAUUUGAUAGCUCUCCGUUACGGCAGCUCCUCUGGCAACAUCACAAUGGAGAACUUCAUCAGUUUGGCCAUUCGUUUAACCUGCAUGUCCCAAAUCUUCAGGCAGUUGUCUAAUCAAACAACUGUGACUCUUCGUGAACCAGAGUGGAUGUACGUCACAAUGUACACUUAAACUGACAGUGAAGACGAACUGCAAGAUUCAUCAGGAAUAAACACAAAAUGCGUUCCUCUGCAAAUGAGCCAUCAUUAAACAGCAGGGUGUAUAUAACACGUACAGAGCAGCAGACACAUGCUACUUACUUUGCAUUUAAAAUCACAGCAGCAGGAGGAAAUGGUAACUUUUCUCAUCUGUUACUGACAGAACAACUGUUGUGAGUGUAUAGUCAUCCUAGCUAAGAAUACACUGAGUUAUGUUACAUUUGUUGCAUAUCUAUCUUGAGAACAGAGAAAAAUACAUAUAUAUUUUUAAAAAAUUUUAAAAAAUAUAUUAUUUUAGUUAAAACUCAUACAGAUCAUUAGUCAUGUGUGCUCUUCAGUAAAUGUCAUUUGUAACCUAAAUACGGUAUCUUUUUCAGUCUACAUGUUACUUUCUAUGAUGGUGUGGUUCAUUCCUUUAAGUGGGUUAAUGCAUUUUAAUUUUCGCUGUUAGGUGGGAUUAUGCAUUUUUUUGAUAAGUCAGCAGCACAGUGUCUGUUUGUCAGUCACUUAGAUCAACACUGAAAUGUUACUCAAUACUGAAUAUAACAGUAAUUGGAUGAAUUAUCAUGGAAUCUGUUGCAAACAUUAAUAUCCUCGUAACUGUGGACUAUAGCUGGUCUCUUUGACUUCUACUUUUUAAGUGUUUUUUUUAGGUGGGGUGUUUUCACUUACUUUGUACCUUACAAAUUAAAAACAUUAUUCAAACA